Messenger RNA from Fulvia fulva, 195 nucleotides. Its product is annotated as ATP synthase subunit J, mitochondrial. Gene Ontology annotation, biological process: proton motive force-driven ATP synthesis. The record is from RefSeq and is a predicted model, not a curated record. The transcript has 4 exons. Gene Ontology annotation, molecular function: proton transmembrane transporter activity. Bases 1 to 195 code for a protein of 64 amino acids. Lineage: Eukaryota; Fungi; Ascomycota; Dothideomycetes; Mycosphaerellales; Mycosphaerellaceae.
AUGCCUGGACUACUCGGAAAGAAGUUCCCCACGCCCGUCGCACGACCGAUGUGGCCUUUCUACACUGCCGGCCUCAUCAUUGCAUACGGCAUCAACUCCUUCGCGACGGUUCUUGCAAACACCGACGAGUACAAGAACGACCCAAGAAACCCAAACGCAAGGAAAGUGGGCGAGGACAAGGACCUGAAGCACUAG